Molecule: messenger RNA, 2685 nt
Organism: Rhipicephalus microplus (southern cattle tick)
Lineage: Eukaryota; Metazoa; Arthropoda; Arachnida; Ixodida; Ixodidae
Gene: T3dh
Product: Type III alcohol dehydrogenase
Cellular component (GO): mitochondrion
Molecular function (GO): metal ion binding; alcohol dehydrogenase (NAD+) activity
Source: RefSeq, a predicted model, not a curated record
GUAGCGGCUGUCGAUUUGCUGCAGACGCCUCCGUGCAGUGCGGCGCGAUCUCAGAAGCUUCCUGAGGGUUUGUACGGACGCUUCCAAGGAAAACCAGCUUUUGCGGUGCUUUUAUGCUCAAGUAGACUUCACUGUAGCGGAACCCGCAUUUCUUCCACCCAAUGUCUAACACACUUCGCGUCGUUAACUUGCUCCAGCAAGUGUCGCGGGCAUCAUGCCGGUGUCCAGCUCACGCCACAGUUUCAUCUGUUCAAGGCAUUAGAGAUAGCCACCAUGACCACCAUGUGGACCUUCCAAAGAGCGACUAUGCAUUCGAGAUGGCCUGCUCCAACAUUCGCUAUGGACCCGGGGUGACCAGAGAAGUUGGAAUGGAUAUGAACAAUCUUGGGGCGAAGAAUGUCUGCCUCAUGACGGACCCAAACCUGGUGAACUUGCCGCCUGUUCGAGACACCUUGGACUCCCUGCACCGGCACAAUGUCAACUACAGCCUGUUCAGCGAAGUCUGCAUUGAGCCCACAGACGAGAGCUUCCAAAAGGCUAUAGCGUUUGCCCGAGCAUCUGAGUACGACGCAUUCCUGGCAGUGGGCGGUGGCUCCACCAUCGAUACGUGUAAGGCUGCCAACUUGUACUCAUCCAACCGUGACCGAGACUUCCUGGAUUUUGUGAACGCUCCCAUUGGUCGUGGGGUUCCCAUACCAUCAAACCUCAAGCCGCUGGUUGCAGUGCCCACAACAGCUGGCACAGGCAGCGAGACGACAGGUGUGGCCAUCUUUGACUACCUACCCCUGCGUGCUAAGACAGGCAUCGCACACCGCGCCCUCAAGCCUACACUGGGAAUCGUUGACCCACUGCAUGCGCUCCACAUGCCCGAGAGAGUGGCUGCCUACAGUGGAUUCGAUGUGCUCUGCCAUGCGCUUGAAUCGUACACGGCCAUUCCUUUCAACAAGCGCACACCCUGCCCACCCAAUCCCAUACAGAGGCCUGCCUACCAGGGCAGCAACGCCAUCAGCGAUGUCUGGUCACUCUAUGCACUACGCAUCAUCAACAAGUACUUCAAGAGAGCCGUGUACGACAAAGGGGAUGUCGAGGCUCGUUCUCACAUGCAUCUGGCCAGCGUCUAUGCUGGCAUUGGCUUUGGCAAUGCUGGAGUUCAUCUCUGCCAUGGCAUGUCUUAUCCUAUUGCCGGCCAAGUGAAGGACUACAAGGCAACUGAGUACGUCACCGAUCACCCCAUCAUUCCCCAUGGCCUCUCAGUGGUAAUGACAUCACCGGCUGUCUUCGAGUUCACUGCCGCCAUGUGUCCCGAGCGCCACAUUGAGGCAGUCAAGGCCCUCGGCGGUGAUGUCACUAACCUCAAGGAAGAAGAUGCUGGCCGGGCCUUGGCUGAUGUGCUGCGCAAGUACAUGCAGGACAUGAAGGUGGACAAUGGACUCUCUGCCCUGGGCUAUGGCACUGAGGACAUCCCUGCUCUAGUGAGGGGCACCCUGCCACAGGAACGUGUGACACGCCUGUCGCCACGCACUCACACCGAAGAUGACCUGACCCAGCUCUUCGAAGAUUCAAUGACGGUGUACUGAGCUCAGAUGCAGCUCAUGGGGCAAGGAUCGGCCUGGACGACCAAACGUGCUGCCACUCAUGCAGCCACCUGUUUGUAUGUGGCUCCUCCAAAUUUGGGACCUAGCAUGUGCCCAAGAGGGGACAGUGUUUAAGGUGUCACCACACCAGAUGUGCUUUCUGAUGCUUUUCAAUGAUUGCAAAAUACUGUCUUUUUGCAACAUUGCUAAUGACAAGAACAUACCAGAAGCAGUGCUAAUUCGCACCUCAAAAACUUUUCAUGGAGAAAGCUGUAAAUCAAACACUUGCUGUGCAAGACUACUGCAUCAGGUCUAGUGAAAUAUCAUGACGUUUUUGGUGUUUAUGAAAGGUUUGCAUCAUAUGAUGAAACAACCAACUUUAAGACAUUAGUAGGGGAUACGCGACAUUGGAGUGGAGCACAGAGCCACAUUAUAAGCAGGUGUGUAAGGUGGAAGCGAUUAUUCUUGAAAUGAUGAAGCAACAAGAAAUGUUAUCAAAAAGUGAAGUUAUGUUGCAAGUGGUGAAUGAAGCACUGGGAGGAAAACACAGACUCACUUCUGUAGUCUUGCAAAACGAAUUGGGUUCAUUAGUGCAGGCCCCACCGCAGUGGUCUAGUGGCUAUGGUACUUGGCUGCAGACCCACAGGUCGUGGAAUGGAAUCCCGGCUGCGGCGGCUGCAUUUUCGAUGGGGGCAGAAAUGUUGUAGGCCCGUGUCCUUAGAUUUGGGUGCACGUAAAAGAACCCCAGGUGGUCGAAAUUUCCGGAGUGCUCUACUACGGCGUCUCUCAUAAUGAUAUUCUGGUUUUGGGACGCUAAACCCCACAUAUCAAUCAAUCAACUAUUAAUGCAGAGAGAACACAUCAAGAGGGCAUGCAAUUAUCCUUUGAAGUACUCAUGCAUGCCAAGACCUGCAAUUAAAAAUUUUUUAGCUGAUUACCCUGCCCCAUUCUCGAUGCCUUUUGCGUUUUCAUUGUGAACAUUUUUGUGUUUCCAGUGCAAAACGAAUAAUUCUUGUACCUGGCCUAGGUGCGCAGAUGUAUAUAUGGGUCUGAAACUAGAACUGCCAUAAGUUCGUAUUUUGAUGAAAUAAAAAUACUACGCUUCAAAGAA